Messenger RNA from Racocetra fulgida, 960 nucleotides. Lineage: Eukaryota; Fungi; Glomeromycota; Glomeromycetes; Diversisporales; Gigasporaceae. The record is from the annotation of a GenBank genome assembly.
GUUUAUUGUUGGCUUCAAGUUCAUGGGAUGCUACGGUUCGUAUUUGGAAUGUAUUUGAACGUAGUAAACAUGUCGAUGUACUUCGACAUACUUCGGAUGUUUUAGCUGUAGCGUUUCGACCCGAUGGGAAACAAUUAGCCGCAUCUACCUUGGAUGGUCAAAUUACCUUUUGGAACGUUGAAAAUUGUGAUCAAAUAGGUUCUAUAGAAGGAAGAAAAGAUAUAUCAGGUGGAAGAAAAGCUAAUGACCGAACAACUGCUGCUAAUUCUUCUGCAAAAUCUUUUAAUAGUAUAUGUUACACGGCUGAUGGGUCAUGUGUGAUUUCGGGUGGAAAUAGUAAAUACAUUUGUCUUUACGAUGUUAAAGAGAAAUUAUUAAUAAAAAAAUAUCAGAUAUCACAUAAUUUGUCAUUGGAUGGAAUACGUGAAUUUUUGAACAGCAAGCAUAUGACUGAAGCGGGGCCUCUUGAUUUAAUAGAUCAAUCUGGUGAUCUUAGCGAUUUGGAAGACAGGCUUGAUACUAGUUUACCUGGAACUCAAAAAGGUGACCUUUCCCUACGAAAGACCCGACCAGAAAUUCGUACAAAAUGUGUAAAAUUUUCACCAACUGGCAGAUCUUGGUCUGCUGCAUCAACUGAAGGUUUACUUAUUUAUUCGUUAGAUGAAUUAUUACUUUUUGAUCCUUUUGAUUUGGAAAUGGAUAUUACUCCGAGCUCAAUUCUGAAAACAUUAAACUCCAAAGAUUAUUUGAAGGCACUUGUCAUGUCUUUUAGGCUUAAUGAACGUUAUAUAAUACGCCAAGUUUACGAAACUAUUCCGCCUGAUGAUAUAGAAUUAGUUAUUAAAGAUUUACCUGAAAAGUACAUUGACAAAUUUUUUAAAUUUAUUGCCAUUAACAUUGAAGAAUCACCACAUCUUGAAUUUCAUUUGCUAUGGAUUAUUAAAUUAUUAACUACUCAUG